AAAAACGUGCAUCUUAUUUAAAUAUACUUUGUAAUAUAUUAAACAAUUUAAUGUAUCAUGAUGAAUUUAACAGAUAACGAACGAGAUUUAUUGAAAAAUACGUGGGAAUUGUUUAAGGAGGAGCCGGAUAAUGGACGGGCAAUAUUGGAAAGAUUAGUCGAAAAAUAUCCAAAAUACGUGAAAUGGUUUCCAGAAAAGGACAUGGAUAAGCUAACCAAAAUGCAUGUGAAGUCAUUCACCAAGGUGAUCAACUUCAUCGAUACGAAUAAGAAAAUGUACGACAAACAAGUGGACAAGAUCAUUCGCAAACACAAAAAGGAGGAUGUCAAAAUUGACAUGUUUGACGAUUUUAGCGAGGUACUAAUUGAGGUGUUAAAAGAGAAAAUACACCCUGAUGAUCUUACGGAUGAGGCUAUUGCAGCGUGGCGUAAAUUGUGUCAAAUUAUUAUUGUUCAUGUGGGACCUGGGUUAUAA
This is a messenger RNA of Oppiella nova, 474 nucleotides long. The record is from the annotation of a GenBank genome assembly. Lineage: Eukaryota; Metazoa; Arthropoda; Arachnida; Sarcoptiformes; Oppiidae.